GCGAGACUGAACCAUGACGUUCAUAGCGAAGACUUUUUAUGAUCUGCACGCAACUACUCUGGAAGGGGACACCAUAGACUUUAAUAUUUACCGGGGAAGAGUGGUGCUAAUUGAGAAUGUGGCCUCGCUGUGAGGGACGACCACCCAGGACUACACGCAGCUUAAUGAGCUCCAGAGCAGAUAUCCUCAUCGGCUUGUAGUCCUGGGCUUUCCCUGCAACCAGUUUGGAUACCAGGAGAACUGCUCUGAUGGAGAAAUUCUUAAUUCCUUAAAGUAUGUUCGUCCAGGUGAAGGGUAUAAGCCUUCGUUCACUAUUUUUCAGAAGUGCGUUGUAAACGGGAGUGAUGCGCAUCCUGUCUUUUCCUACUUAAAAGACAAGCUCCCUUAUCCAGACGAUGACCCUGUGACUUUAAUUCAAGACCCUAAAUAUCUAGUCUGGAAUCCAGUCAGUCGAAAUGAUAUUUCGUGGAAUUUUGAAAAGUUUUUAAUUGGGCCAGAAGGCGAGCCCUUCAAAAGAUACAGUAAGAAGUUUCAAACGAUCAAUAUUGAACCUGACAUUCAAAGGCUACUGAAGCUGACCAAGAACUAAUGGAAACAUGUAGGCAAUGAUCACAUUGACAAUGGUUUUUAUUAUAUAGGCUAUAUUAUAUUCCUUGUUAGCAGCUCUACGGCAUCAUCUCACUUUCUUUUUUAUUACUUAAUGAAAGUGACGCACCUAAAUGUAACGGGGUUGCACCUGAGACUGUAUAUAUUUAAGAAUUUGGGAUGAUGCCAUAAACAAUCAUCAUGUAAUAGAAAAACUUACUGAAAUAAAAAGCGUCAUCUGUCUCAUCUACUGUACAUUUCAUUAAUGUAACAUCUGCAUGUGUUCGCUGAAGUCCCAAAGCUUUAUAAAUGGCUUUAUAACCU
Molecule: messenger RNA, 909 nt
Organism: Danio rerio (zebrafish)
Lineage: Eukaryota; Metazoa; Chordata; Actinopteri; Cypriniformes; Danionidae
Gene: gpx2
Product: glutathione peroxidase 2
Biological process (GO): response to oxidative stress; cellular oxidant detoxification
Cellular component (GO): cytosol
Molecular function (GO): glutathione peroxidase activity; peroxidase activity; phospholipid-hydroperoxide glutathione peroxidase activity
Source: RefSeq, marked reviewed